CUUGUUAGCCUCGACCAGCAGAAGCUGGGCCAGCCGCUACCCAGGAUUGCAUUUGCUUCGGCAAAGGGUUGCCAGCUCGUCAAAACCUAAGCGUUCUGUCCACUCGCCUGGUUCUCGUCAGUCGCCAGUUCAGCCGCCAGGUCCGCUUCGUAGGACGUACGCCGAGGUUCUCAAGUCGACUGCUCUCUCUGGGAAAAUGGCUAAGGAAGGCGCCGAGGGGGAUGGCUGGAGAGUGAUGGAUCGCCGUCGUCAACAGGUACGAGGUCGUUCCUCGGGUGCUGGCAUCUGGUCGCUUCGCGGUCGUGCAAACUGGGAAGCCCGUGGUCGUGGUACCUGGCGUGGCCGUGGCGGUCGGUUCGUCGCGUCUGGUUCGUCGCUGGGCCUUGAUGCCAGGGUGGCUGUUGAGCGCAGUAGUGGUGUUCAGUCCGAGGCAGCUAAAAAAAGGGUGGCCGACGUUGCAUCUGGGGUAUCGGACAUGGGGAAGAAACGCCGUGAAGAGCUUUGUUGCGAAAUUUGUGAAGACAAUCAUGUGCCUGAGGAGUGUCCGGUAUUUAAUGGUCCAAAACCGCAGGCAGCUCUCUGUGGUUUUGCGGGAGGUGAAUCUGGUUUUUUUCAAAUUCCUACCUGGGGAGCAAAGGGGGUAUUACCAAGGUCGGAUGGUGUCACGGCCUUCAUAACAGUGAAGGAAGGGAAUGUUACUGCCGAACUCGUUAAGUCUGAACUCUCUAGACUUAUUCCAGUGAAGUGGAAUUGGUCGGUCCAGAAGCAUGCAGAUGGUUUUAUAGUGACAUUUCCGUGCAGAGUGGAGCUUCAACGUAUGAUUGCUAUGAAAUAUGUUCAUACGUUGGGAGGAGAAGGUAUCUUAGUAAUUCAAGAGGUUAACCAAAAAAUAGAACCGAUAUCUUAUCUGCAGAAGGCCUGGGUGAAUGUGUACGGGGUUCCUUUUGAGAUCCGCUCAUUUCUUCCUCUGUGGGCAGUUGGUUCUAUUUUGGGGGCAACUCAGAAAGUGGACAUGCGCUACACUCGGAAAAUGGGGGUGGUUCGAAUUUUGGUUGCAGUGACGGAUGUGAAUCAUAUCCCGGAAUCCGCAGAAAUAGUGGUUGGUGAAGGAUUAUACGAGAUAUUCUUCAAAGUUGACAAGGUCCUUAAAGAUGGUAGAUGGAUUGACAAUAAUAAUACGGGUACUCGAGACAGAGAUGAUAAGGAACAAGGUGAAAAUGAUGAUUUUACUGAGAAUCAUGAGAAUGAUAUUUUUCAGCCAGAGGAAGCAGUAGAAGACACUGUCAUGGAGGAUAAUUCCUUACAUAGUGACCCUAUGAAACCACAUGAUGAAUCUUCAGAUAUGGGGAUAGGGGUUCAGCACAGGAAACCGUUCAUUAAUGACUCAGUGACAUUGGAGUCAGAAGUUUUGACUUCGGUUGAGCCAACAGUUUUGAAUUUAAUGACCUCUACUUGCGCUGAUCAGCAUUUACAGCCAGCUCCUGAGGAAUAUGGACUGGAUUCGGUGAUUUGUAUUGCCGAUCAUGCUUCAGAUGGCCUGGAAUUGUCAACAGGAAGGGUUGGCGUUGAUGGAAAUCUCAGCAGCUUGAUUGAUUUGGCUCCAGACUGCUCGGUUCUUGCUAGUGGAUCCAUCAGUGAAGAGGGGCUGUCUGUGUCCAAAGUAAGUAUUCCAUCUCUGGAAGCAACAGUGCCAUUUGCUGGGAGAGAGAUCAACUUGGCUUUUGAUGAUAUUAAUAUUCCUUCUGCGGCUGACAGCUUGCUCAUCGAAAAACAUAAGACACGUGAGAGUACCAUUCACCUGGGACAUGUUAAUUAUUUUACUGAUGUACCCCGUUCUGUCCUCCAGGAGGCACUUAAGUCUAAUUCUCUUACUAAGAGAGUAAAGACUGAAAAACUUAAUCAAGGGGGUGUCAUGUUAAGUGCCAGGAGGACUAACACAGAUGAAGAUAUAUUGUCCAAAGCUCAGCGUCUGGCAGCAAAGCGUAAUUUAGAAAUCAGUCUAGUAGCAGACAGAAUUGUCAGCCCCUCUCAGACAGCUUUUAUGCCCGGUCGAAAUAUUCUUGAAGGGGUUAUUAUUCUUCACGAAUCUAUUCAUGAACUACAGAGGAAAAAGUUAGAUGGAGUUAUUCUUAAAUUAGACUUCGAGAAAGCUUACGAUAAAGUGAAAUGGAAGUUUCUACAGCAAGCGAUGCGUAUGAAGGGUUUCUCUCCAUCUUGGUGCGCCUGGAUCCAAACAAUAGUUUCUGGAGGUCAUGUUAGAGUUAAAGUAAAUGAUGGCGUAUGUCCUUUUUUUGGUACUUACAAGGGCCUUCGUCAGGGGGAUCCUUUGUCGCCAAUAUUAUUUAAUAUUGUUGCUGAUAUGUUGGCAAUUUUAUUCACAAGAGCGACAGAGGAUAAUCAAUUCAAAGGUAUUGUUCCGCAUUUGAUUCCGGGGGGUUUAUCUAUCCUUCAGUAUGCCGAUGAUAAUCUCUAGUACGCGUGUAUACAAUACUAAUCUAAAUCAUGUUGUCGGUCAUGGAUGGAUGAAAUGAAAACUAGCUAUUUUCUUUUGUCGAUACAGACUACUUUUCUUUCUUCUUUGGAUUUUGUAUAUUAAUGAACGGAAAUUAGUUGGUUUGUAUAGACAUUCCUAAUAACAGCCGACGAAAAUUAGCCUGGCCAACUUAUGCUAACAAUUACAAACACAUAUUCAUCUGAAUCAAAUAUAUUCGUGUUUAUAAGUCUACAACUAUCCAUCUUCUACCUCCGUGUCGUGUUUAUUUGUCGCGAGCGAUCCCGGUUCCAACAGUGCAAUCGGUGUACGUAGUUAAGGUAUCCAGAGAGUGACCAUCGAUCCGGCCAUCGAGGACGGCUUGAAUUGUUGCGGCAUAAAGGACCAAGCGGCCUUCAGCAUCCAACCGGAAUAAUCGAGCCAAUGGAUUCGGCAUUACGGUACGGGCUACGUGCGUACCGGCGUCCGGCCCAGGAAGCGCACAAAAAAGGGCCCGAUCGAUGGUCACCGGACGAGGUUAGCAUCAUGGGUUCGCGUUAAACAAAACUGGUUUUAUUCUUGCUAACCUGAUGGUCUUCGUCUUGGUUGGCAUGAUUAGGUCGCCGACUCCUCGAGUGCACGGACGCGGAGGGCAAGGCCAAAUGGCCGACACGGCGGCCGCGCCACUUCUUCUUCCUCCUCUUCUCUUCUCUUCUUUGCUGUUGGCGUUUUCUGCCGGUGCUGCUGGGCACGGAAUCUUUGCCGCUGUUCCAAUGGCUGCGGCCUGCGGGGCAAUGCUGACCCGAACAGUAGUUUCCCGCCCUUCCUGCAAUGUUUUCUGGAAGCUAUAUAGAUCGUGACAUGAUGGCCAC
Messenger RNA from Zea mays, 3342 nucleotides. RefSeq lists its product as uncharacterized. The record is from RefSeq and is a predicted model, not a curated record. Bases 197 to 2473 code for a protein of 758 amino acids. The transcript has 4 exons. Lineage: Eukaryota; Viridiplantae; Streptophyta; Magnoliopsida; Poales; Poaceae.